UUUCGGUUGAUGAAGCAAAGAGUGUGUCACUAAUCUCUCUCCUCUGUCUCUUACACACACUCGUGUGUGUAAAUUCACCCACACACACUUCUUCGAGAUCCUACAACAACUUCAUCCAUUUUCCGAUUCUACAAACAAACGCAAAAUUCACUCUAUAUGCUCACAAAUCCUGUCGUUCUCCGCAUCCUCCAAUGGCUGGCAGUUCAUCUACUCUGAUGGUAUAUAGGCGUUGACCGUGUUGACCGAUUUCUGUCUUCAACCACCGGAAGGACCAUGAAAUUUGUAACCAAGAAAGGACUAAAGUCUAUAGUGCCACUCCGUUUAAAAGGAAAAUCAGCCACUCGUUUUUGUUUUUUCCCGAAAAUAAAAGUGGAAUACGGGCCAGGAAACACACCGGUUUAUCUCAAUGUUUAUGAUUUGACACCCAUGAAUGGCUAUGCUUAUUGGGCUGGAUUAGGCAUCUUUCACUCCGGUGUAGAAGUUCACGGUGUAGAAUAUGCAUUUGGAGCACAUGACUAUCCAUCUAGCGGUGUGUUUGAGGUCGAACCACGACAAUGCCCGGGGUUCAAGUUUCGGAAGUCAAUAUUAAUUGGGACUACAUGUCUGACCCCUGGUCAGGUCAGAGAGUUCAUGGAGCAUCAUGCCGCAAACUACAAUGGUAACACAUACCACCUAAUCAUCAAGAACUGCAACCAUUUCUGCAACGACAUUUGCUACAAGUUGACCGGCAAGCAAAUCCCUAAAUGGGUUAAUCGACUCGCUAAAUUGGGUUCAGCUUUUAGCUUUAUUUUACCGGAAGCCCUUAAAGUGUCGGGUGUGCAACGUGAUCCUCGCUGCUUACCAUUCGAGAGUGAGAAGAGAAGACUAAGGAGCAACAGUUUUAGCUGCUUAGCUUCGGUUUCAUCAAGACAGAAACACUUGUCAACGUCGUCUCUGUUUCUCCAGUCGCCUUUUAAGGGUUGUUUACUGUCGAGAACUCGUGUCCCCGAUUCCGGAAAGGUCACUGGCUAGAGUUGCGUUUUUUAUCAGCGAAAUCUCCUAAAAAGGCGGUUUUGGUUUGAUUGUUACUUAGUUGUGUAUGUUGUAAUCAAACUAUCUGAAACUUUAGGGAAGCCGAUGUGUAGAGAAGUUGUUUAUCUGACUUUUGUCAAUCUGUCGGGUCUCAAAUACUGCUCGGUUUUUGUUGUAACCAAUAUCUAACAUCCGAGGCGUACAUACAUAACGGUGGUCAUAUGUCCAAUGAAACUAUCCAAAUUGUCCCUCAUCAUUUUUAACAA
Molecule: messenger RNA, 1277 nt
Organism: Helianthus annuus (common sunflower)
Lineage: Eukaryota; Viridiplantae; Streptophyta; Magnoliopsida; Asterales; Asteraceae
Product: deSI-like protein At4g17486
Exons: 4
Coding region: 274-1011 (245 amino acids)
Biological process (GO): protein deubiquitination
Molecular function (GO): deubiquitinase activity
Source: RefSeq, a predicted model, not a curated record